This is a messenger RNA of Micromonas commoda, 1462 nucleotides long. RefSeq lists its product with no specific name. The transcript has 2 exons. The record is from RefSeq and is a predicted model, not a curated record. Bases 45 to 1262 code for a protein of 405 amino acids. Lineage: Eukaryota; Viridiplantae; Chlorophyta; Mamiellophyceae; Mamiellales; Mamiellaceae.
CGCGCGGGGACAAGCCGCUGUCCGCGUACGAAACCUUCAAGGCCAUGCCGCUCUCGGAGCGGUGCAUGUACGCGUUCGCCGCGCUUCCGGUGCUGCCGGUGCUGCUGCUCGUCGGGCCCAUCAUCGCCGCGGCGAAGUGCGCGGAGGGGGACAACUCGCGAUACUACAAAGAUCCCAUCGACGACGACGGGGAUGAGACCCCGGAGCGCCGGCGCGAGAUGCUCGCGCUGCGCCAGGCGGGCUACGGCGACCGCGUCGCGGUCAGCCUCGGGAAUGUCCCGACCGGGGUGAUCCACAACGACUACUCCUUCCGCGGGCGCAACGCGCAGCUGCGGAAACCGGCGGGGAUCAAGAGCGGGAGUAAACCCGUGAAGAGCGCCAACGAGAUCUGGCUCAGCCACAAGGACGAGCCCGCGCCGGGCGGGACAAUCAGCAGAGACAAGACACCCAACGGCAGCGUGCGCGACGCGACGCGAGCCGGAGCCAUCGUCAACGGCGGAGAGGUCGCGGGUUCGAUUCCCCCCGGGGCCGCCGCAUCCGGCUCGCCGCGAUCGUCCAACGGGGGAUCGCGCGAGUCGUCGACGCGGAACGGAUCCCAUCGCGCUCGCGGACGCACCAUCAGCUUCAACGACGCCGCCGAGGUGCUCGACGAUAUUCGCGGUGACGGCGUCGUCCGCUCGAGCGACCCGGGCGUGCGACCCGUUCGCUCGUCGCUCGAUUCCACCCGCGGGUUGGAAGACGCGUCGACGUCGGGCGAGACCACCGCGCGCUCGGGGCUUCACGCGGCGAACCAAAACCAAAACCAAAACCAAAACCAAAACCAAAACCAAAACCAAAACCAAAACCGCCACGUCGCCAGGCCGGCGUUGAGACACCCGGGGUCCCCGUCGAGGUGGGGCGCGCCCAAGCCGCUGACGAGCGACGAGGUCUGGGCCGCGAACGGGUCGUCGUCGCCGCGACGGAGCUUGGACGGCGCCGAGCAGGAGGAACUCGCCAGGGGCGGGGGCAGGUUUCGGCGGAUGGGGUCCGCCGCGGAGAACGAAAACGGAGACGGCGGCAAUGGCGGGGACGGCGUGCGAGAGCGAGGGGACAGCGCCAGCGGCUCCCUCCUGGGCGACGUGGAGGCGGAGGCGCGGAGGACGCUGGAGCUGGACGCGUCCACCGUCCUGGUGAAACCCUUCACCGAGACUCUGCACCCGUCGCCCAAGCAGGUUGUGCCCAUCACGGGUGGUGACCCGAAGAGUGGCGGCGUCGCCAUCUGAUUCGGGGAGCGCGAAAACGCUGGAUUUCCUUCCCGACGCGCUCGUCGAGGUUCUUAUUACUCCCUCCGCGCCGACGGAGAAAGAUGAUUGUGUACAAAACGGGGGGCGGCGGUCAUUUUCCGCAGCAGUCCCGACCCCCGACAUUCUUUCAAGAUAGCGAACUCGGGUUUCACGUGUAAUAAUGGAGACAAAAUCGAGAC